Molecule: messenger RNA, 2706 nt
Organism: Paramecium tetraurelia
Lineage: Eukaryota; Ciliophora; Oligohymenophorea; Peniculida; Parameciidae
Exons: 1
Source: RefSeq, a predicted model, not a curated record
AUGAGUUUUUACAUUUACCGUGCUCCUGAAGCUUAGAAGGUGCAAUCAUUUCCCAUCACAUUGUUGGAUGGGACUGGGUCUAUGCAUAAAGAAUAUCCUCGUGCUAUAAAUGCAUAUAAGACAGUCUUCAAUGAAUUGGGAAAGAAAAAAUUAGAAUAUUAAUGGGCCAAGGAUCUGUACCCUCUGGAGCCUUUCAAAUAGGCAGGAUCAGGAAAUAUUACAAAUACUUUGACAAACAUGUUUCAAAUGCUGCUGAGUGAGAAGGCAAAAAUUCCAAAAAAUAUAACAUUAGUUUUCAUUAGUGACGGGAAGGAAGAAUUUGAUUUGGAUAAAUUGUUGGUGCUUAUAGAAAGGAUGAGACACAAAUACUUAAUCUAAUUUAUCAGUGUGGCUGUUGGAGACUAAUUUCCGAAUUCAAUUAGCAAUACCUUAAGAAGCAUGAUCCACAAUCACGAUCCAACUUGUCCACCUUUAUUCUAAAUCACAAGAUCGAAUACCAAAAGUUUUUAGUAAAUUCAAUAGGAAUUUGAACACAUCUUUUGGGAAAUUCGAAAACGACUACUUGUAAGUGGAGAAAUGAUUUUAAUAAAUCUUCCUGUCUUCUAUACUAUAACAUCCAAAAAACCAUAAAACAGUGUUAUUGCGAAUAGUCUCUUCUUGGUGGAGAAAGGUAAAACUGUUGUUAUGGAGAACCGUCAAAUUUAACCAACUCAUAAUGCACAAGAUAUUUAUUAGAUGAUCAUCAACUCUGUUCAAUAAGCAUUUAUUAGUUAAGCCUAGGUGAAAUUUCAAGAUGCACAACACGAAUUUGGCUAAAUCUAGCUUAUAAGUCAAGACUUGUUGAAACAAAUAGAUAAAUCUCAAUAACAUGAUUUGACGGAAGAGCAAAAGAGUGAAGAGAUCAAAGUGCAUGCCACUCUUAAUGUUGCCAAACAAAUAGCUUAAGGUUAAUUAGAUCUUACAAAUGCAAAAGAAUCUGAUUUGACUUCCUUGUAAGAUUAUUUAGUGAACAAUGUACAUAAGUUUACUGAGUUGGCCUCUAAACUUAAGUCUACUACUGCUAAAAUAGUUAAAGGCAUCAAAAGUAUAAAGGGAUUUGCUCAAGUAGUCUCAAAUGCAUAACAUAUAAAUGAACUAAAGAAAUCUCAUGCGUAGGAUCAUUCUGAAGAUGGAGCAAAACAUGAAGACAGUAAUUAAUUAUCAGAAUAAGAUUAAGAAUCCGAAUAAGAUAAAAUGAGUUCAACUUAAGAAAUUCAAUCAGCAUAAGAAAUUAAAUCCGCCUAAAUUAUAGGUUCAAAUUCAGAUGUUUUAAAUUAAAAUGAUUCAUCAAAAAAUGACUUUGAAGCAUCUCCUUAAAUUAUAGAAUAAAUCGAAGAACCAUAAGAUGUAGACGAUCUUAAAAACUAGUAGAUUGAAGUUCCUUAAAAUCAAGAGGAUGAAGAUGAGUAGAUACAGGAAGUAUAAGAAGAGUAAGUACCUAAAAACAAUGCGCAUGAAGAAUAACCAAACUAAGAACAAUAAAAUGAUAAAUAGGAUGAAGCUUAACCAAAGCAUAUUAGUUUAGGAUAAAUGACAAAUAUUUUAGCUGACAUUACAAAAGAGGCUUAAGAAAAUACAGACUAAGUAGAAAAAAAUCAAUAAGAAGAAUAAUUAUAAGGAAACUAAAUAAAUUAAGAUGAUGAUCAAGUAGAUUAACUCUGCACUACAAAUUAAUAGGAAGAACAACAGAUUGUUGAAAAUUUGGAAUAGGAAAAUUAAAUAGAAUAAGAUAAUUCCAAUAAGUAAGAAGAGAUUUAGGAAAUUUAAGAAGUUGAAAAUGUUCCUGUAUAAUUUGAAUCUUAACUUGAAUAAAUACAAGAAGCAAGCUAGGCUGAUAAUACAGAUUUACCUCAAGCAUAAAUAGAAUAAAAGCCUGAGUUGCAAAAUUCCGAUGAGCCAGAAAUAAUCUAGUAGAAUGAAAACAAAGAAGAGGAUUUAAAUAACCAACCUGAAUAACUUAACCAAAUACACUCAUAUCCAGUAAUUGAUGAUGAAGAAGUUAUUUAAAAGAUGCCGAUAGAUAAUGAAGAAUUAGUUUUAUUUAAAUAACCUAAAUUAGAUGAAUUUCAUAGUUAAUCCUAGAACAUUAUUUUAGAUGAACCAGUUGAAAUUGAGAAAAUAGAAUCAACUGUUUAGAUUGAAAACUUAAGAGAAGAAAUUGAAGAUAAUAAAUAAGUUUAAAAUCUAAAAGAACAAGAGUAACAAAAAUAAUUAGUGGAAUAAGAUCCUGUACCUUAACAGGAAAAGGAAUAAAGUAUUGAAGACCUAUCAUAAAUCGAAUAAAAGGUAAAUUAAAAUAAUGAGAACUUUGUUGAAGAAAAUAAGCCAUUCUUAGUGGAAAAAGUAGAGUAACCACAGAAAUAGGAUAAAGAAAAUCAAAAAUAACAAGAAAUCAAUGAAGAAAUAGUGAAAUAAAAAGAAGUGGAUUCCGUAGAAGCAGCUAACGAUAAUGAACAAGACAAAUUCCCUUAAGGAGAAGGAGGAAUGGAGGAUGCUGAUCUAGAAUUAAGAGGAUAGAACUUUGAGAAUUAAGAAAAUGUUCCUGAAGUUUAAUAGUAGCCUGAAGAAUUAACUUAGCAAAGUAAGACUGGCAAGAAGAGUUAUCUAUGGUUGAUGCUUUUAGCUGUAGUAGUUGGAUACACAGUAAGAAGAUUUAGAAAAAAAUGA